AUGUUGUCCGGAGGUGCAAGACGGAUACCUCGAGAACCAGCAGCAGGAAAUGCAUUAUCUGCUAGUACAUUGACCACUUCACCAGCAGUGACUCCAUUAGGAAAACAGGCAGUAAAAGUAGUCAUUAGAGUACGCCCUUCACUUGCUCACGAGCACAACAGUGAAGCGUGCAUUACCACCACUACAAAUGAUAUCUACAUCACCAACCCUCGAAAUACUACCGAGCAACUUCAAUACACCUUUGAUAAAGUCUUUGGGGAAUCAGAUUCGCAAGAGUCUGUAUUUGUCCAAGUCGAGCCAGUCAUUUUAAGUGUGUUUAGCGGAAUCAACACCACAAUUUUUGCAUAUGGUCAGACUGGUAGUGGAAAAACACACACCAUCAAUGGAUCUCUCAAAGCACAAGGCAUCAUUCCACGGACAAUAUCGUAUCUGUUGAACCACAUCAAGGAAAACGCACUUGAAACAUCCAUAUCUGUUUCCUACUUGGAGAUUUACAAUGAAAGAAUCUUUGAUUUGUUGGCUACAGGAGAUACCAAGUCGCUUCAAAACUUGGAUUUAAGAGAAAACGCCAAAGGCAAUAUUAUUGUCUCGGGUCAUUCUUCAACACUGAUUCGAUCCGUUGAUGAUUUUGAAAAACUUCAUCAAACUGCUUUAAAAAAUAGAUCUACUGCAGCUACAAAUCUCAAUGAAUUGUCUUCUCGAUCUCACUUUAUUAUGCAAAUCUCGAUCAAUACAACUCUUGAAAACGGGAAAACACUCAUGUCUAAACUACAUAUUAUUGAUUUGGCUGGAAGUGAAGACAACAAGCGAACAGGAAAUGUUGGCGCGCGAAUGGUUGAGAGUGGUGCCAUUAACAAAUCGUUAUUUGUGCUUGGUCAAGUAGUCGAAGGCAUGUAUUGUUGUAUAGGAUCUAUUUAUUCAAGGCUUCAAUCUAUUCACCAUCUUCUUUUGAUUUCAACAGCAUUAAACAAGGGCCAGCAACGUGUUCCAUAUCGGGAUAGCAAAAUUACUCGAUUACUGCAGGAUUCAUUAGGAGGAAGUGCCAUAGGUUUGAUGAUUGCAUGUUGUGCUUCGGGCCAGGAACACUAUUGGGACACCUACAACACAUUAAACUUUGCGUCCAAAUCGUCGUUUAUUAAAAAUACUGUUGUUCGACACGAGAUUGCAGGCAUGUUUUUGACCAAACCUGUUAUUCCUCAGAUUCAACAAAGUAUAUUUUCUGGAUCUUCAUCAGCCAGUUCGGGAAUUUUGACUUCAAAUCGUAAGCAAGAGUUGCUUGAAUGGAAACUACGCACAAAGACUACACCACAGCAGUCGACUGAUAUACAGAAAUCCCGCCAGCCUCGUCAUAGCAAUGCAUCUACAGUAUCCGAUGCAAGUGACGUGUCACAAUUUCAAAACGUUCAGUUGGAUGAGCUUGUUCAACAAAAAGUUGAAGCACAAGUCAAUGCUCAUUUAGCGACCCUUCGUGCCGAACUAUUAGAGACCAACAUAGCGCAACCAUUUCAAUCAUCCCUAUGUACUACAUUGCAUAAUGAUUUAGUUAUGGAAGCAGAAAAGGCAGUGUCACAGGGUUGGUUGGUGGAUGCGAUUGUUGCUUUUAAACGUGCUCUUGUUCUUGAAAGUCCAAAUUCAGUCGAAUAUGAAUCCACGCUGGCUCGAAUAGCCAAAAUAGAGCAGCUACAGCGUCAGGAAGAGCAACAUCGCAUAUCAAAUAUGACCAACACUGCCUCUGAACAUCAAGAGGUAAAAACUAUCCAUUCCAUCGAGCAAGUCAAGCAAGAUACAGAAAAAGUGAUGUUGCGUAUUAUUAAUUCGGGGAGCCUCAAAGAUAUUAUGAAAUUGAAGCAGGUGGGUAAGAAACGAGCCGAAGCCAUCAUGAAUGCCAGGGAUACGUAUGGUGAUUUUAUGUCCAUCAAAGAUCUUUCACGAGCGGGAAUGUCAGAGACUUUAAUCUCCACAGUGUUUCAAUCCAACUUGCAACUGUAG
Molecule: messenger RNA, 1989 nt
Organism: Batrachochytrium dendrobatidis JAM81
Lineage: Eukaryota; Fungi; Chytridiomycota; Chytridiomycetes; Rhizophydiales
Exons: 11
Coding region: 1-1989 (662 amino acids)
Biological process (GO): microtubule-based movement
Cellular component (GO): kinesin complex; microtubule
Molecular function (GO): microtubule binding; ATP binding; microtubule motor activity
Source: RefSeq, a predicted model, not a curated record